Molecule: messenger RNA, 1709 nt
Organism: Linum trigynum
Lineage: Eukaryota; Viridiplantae; Streptophyta; Magnoliopsida; Malpighiales; Linaceae
Source: the annotation of a GenBank genome assembly
CCAAGUUCUGUAGUAAAACGAAAACAUGGAUACUGCUCAUCGAUGCUUUCUAAUUCUCGUUGCCCUCUUCGUGUUACUCUUCGGCGUAACUUCAUCCCAACCUUACGAGGAAUUCCUGCAAUGCCUCGAAUUCCAUGAUUCGAACAUCACAAGCAUCGUCUACACUAGAGCCAACUCUUCCUUCUCGUCCUUGCUCGAAUCCUCCAUUCGAAACCCGAGGUUCGACACCUCUGCCACCCCAAAGCCGUCACUGAUCGUCACACCGCGACAAAUUUCACACAUCCAAUCCACAAUCCGGUGCUCUAGAGCACACAGGAUUCAGAUCAGAGUUCGAAGCGGUGGCCACGACUACGAAGGCCUUUCCUACUCCACCAUCUCCCCGUCCCUUACUUUCCUCGUCCUAGACCUCCGCAAUCUCCGAGCCAUCCAAGUGGACGUGCCCUCAAACACCGCUUGGGCGCAAGCAGGAGCCACCUUAGGAGAGCUCUACUACGCCAUAGCCGCCGAGAGCAGAACGCUAGCCUUUCCCGCGGGAAUGUGGCCGACGGUGGGUCUCGGCGGCCACAUCAGCGGCGGAGGUUACGGCUCCCUACUACGCAAACACGGCAUCGCAGCAGACAACGUGGUGGAUGCGCAAGUGGUCGACCUGGAAGGUAGAAUCCUCGAUCGAGCUUCCAUGGGGGAGGAUUUGUUCUGGGCAAUCCGCGGAGGUGGAGGAAAUACUUUCGGGAUUGUCGUAGCGUGGAAACUGAGCUUGGUUUCCGUUCCUCCCACGGUGACUCUGUUUACAGUGUCGAGAACUGCUCAGCACAAGGGAAUCGAGUUGUUCCACCGGUGGCAGCACGUGGUCGACAAGCUCCCAGACGAUCUAAUCGUCAUGGCUUCUCUAAGCAGAGACAACGGCACGAUUCUAGCUUCUUUCGAUUCCAUGUUCCUGGGGAAAACAGAUUCUCUACUUCCCCUGUUGGAACAGAGGUUUCCUGAAUUGGGCGUUUCAAGAUCGGAUUGCAUUGAAAUGAGCUGGAUCCAGUCGAUCCUCUACUCUGCCGAUUUUCCAAUCAAUGGUUCCUUAGAAGUAUUGCUGAACAGGAGCAUCACCAUUUCCAAAACUGGCAGGUUCAAAGCGAAAUCGGACUACGUUCAAACCCCAAUUCCUGAAGCAGAGUUGGAGAAGAUAUUGGAGAGGUUUUCUGAAGUGGAGGACGGGGCGAUUUCGUUCGAGAUCAUGCCUCACGGCGGUAAAAUGAGCCGGAUCCCGGAAUCCAGCGUGCCAUACCCGCAUAGAGCUGGUAACAUUUACAAGAUCCAGUACUAUAUGUAUUGGUACACGGGUGGCGAGGAAGCCGCGGAAAGAAAUAUUGGGUGGAUCAGGGAACUGUACGAUUUCAUGGAGCCUUAUGUUUCUAAGAACCCGCGAGGUGCGUACAUGAAUUCGAGAGAUCUUGAUCUGGGGAUGAACGAUGCUGUCAGUGUUGGAGGAGGAGGCGAGUCGGCGUACGAGAGAGCGAGCAUUUGGGGGAUGAAGUAUUUCAAGAACAACUUCGACAGGUUGGUGCGGGUGAAGACCGCGGUGGAUCCUGAAGAUUUCUUUCGUAAUGAACAGAGCAUUCCGCCGGUUCCUGAUGCUUUCCAGGCUGAUGAGUAGCGAAUUGUAAUACCGAAUGCUAGUAAGUAGUAAGGGUGGGUCAUAAUGAAAUUCAGGUAUGUAG